Molecule: messenger RNA, 456 nt
Organism: Lemur catta (Ring-tailed lemur)
Lineage: Eukaryota; Metazoa; Chordata; Mammalia; Primates; Lemuridae
Product: keratin-associated protein 4-12-like
Exons: 1
Coding region: 1-456 (151 amino acids)
Cellular component (GO): keratin filament
Source: RefSeq, a predicted model, not a curated record
AUGGUCAACUCCUAUUGUGGCUCCGUCUGCUCUGACCAGGGCUGUGGCCAGGAGACCUGCUGCCAACCCAGCUGCUGCCAGACCACCUGCUGCAGGACCACCUGCUGCCGUCCCAGCUGCUGUGUGUCCAGCUGCUGCAGGCCCCAGUGCUGCCAGUCUGUGUGCUGCCAGCCCACCUGCUGCCAACCCAGCUGCUGCCAGACCACCUGCUGCAGGACCACCUGCUGCCGCCCCAGCUGCUGUGUGUCCAGCUGCUGCAGGCCACAGUGCUGCCAGUCUGUGUGCUGCCAGCCCACCUGCUGCCAACCCAGCUGCUGCCAGACCACCUGCUGCAGGACCACCUGCUGUCGCCCCAGCUGCUGCAUCUCCAGUUGCUACAGGCCUUCUUGCUGUAUCUCCAGUUGUUGCCGCCCAACCUGCUGCCAGACCACCUGCUGCCGCCCCAGCUGCUGCUAG